AUGCGACAGAGAUGUUAACCAUCUCUGUCUUAAGGAAUAUAAUAAGUAAACAUUUACUAACGGACGUACUUGCGCUUCGAGAGUCAAUUAGUCUGCAGGUGAAGACUGAAGUGGCCAGAGCAGCGGCUGAGUGGGGCGUCAAAAUAGAACAAGUUGAAAUAAAAGACAUUGGAUUACCUGUGGAACUGCAAAAAGCUAUGGCAGCUGAAGCCGAAGGAAGGCGAAUUGCGAAAGCAAACAUUAUUGCUUCUGAGGGGGAAGUAAAAACCGCUGAAUACUUACAAGAGGCGUCAAAAAUGAUUAUGCAAAAUCCACAAAUCAUGCUGCUAAGAUAUCUGCAAACUCUUAAUGCAGUCGCAGCGCAGCAAUCGACUUCUAUAUUUUUUCCGUUUCCUCUUCAAAUACCAGACGUGAUUUUCAAUCAGAACCUUCAUUGA
Messenger RNA from Cydia strobilella, 437 nucleotides. Its product is annotated as stomatin-2-like. The record is from RefSeq and is a predicted model, not a curated record. NCBI's taxonomy places the organism in Eukaryota, Metazoa, Arthropoda, Insecta, Lepidoptera, Tortricidae. The transcript has 3 exons. Gene Ontology annotation, cellular component: plasma membrane. The coding region runs from base 12 to 437 and encodes 141 amino acids.